AUGAUGUUGAUUCAAGUGAAGAAUCGUUCCCCAGUCGAUGGAGAAUUUUCCAAGGCAGCGACGGAGAGACUAUGCCCCUGGUUUGUGUUCGGAAAGAACAGUGAUGGGAACUCGUCAGCGGGGAAAUCUACCGGUGAAAUUGGUGGGGAUCCGAAACCGCUGAGCUCCACGGAUGUCCGUGAUACCAUUCGCAUCUACAUGAAUGUGCGCGGUCGGAAGAGUGACGGCAAGUUCAUCUAUGCCACGACAAUGAAAGACAAUCUUAAGCCCAAGAAGAAAGGCAACGCCUCUGAGGUGAAGGAGGAGAGUCAGACGAUCGGGAGUCAGGCGAAGAAGCGGGCGAAGAUCGAGAGCAAUCCUGGCGUCUCAAGUGUGUCGAGUGUCUCGGAGGAGGAUCCUGUUUUCACGAUCUGCCUCCGUUUACUCAACAGGGUCACCUACCCGUUCCUGAGCGACGGCGUGGCUUCCAUGCUAUCAAACAUGGUGGAGUCUCAGUAUGACCCGCUGGGGCUUGUGGAGGGCGACCUGGACUAUCGCGAUGAAGAUGAAAAACGAAACAAGGACGUUAGUUCGUAUGCAAAGUUGUCGCUUACCGCGAAGCGCGACAAGUUGUUGCAGAACGCCCGUAAAGCACUAGCGUACGCGCCGGGUGACAAGGAAGAAGAGUGA
Messenger RNA from Phytophthora sojae, 669 nucleotides. RefSeq lists its product as hypothetical. NCBI's taxonomy places the organism in Eukaryota, Oomycota, Peronosporomycetes, Peronosporales, Peronosporaceae. The transcript has a single exon. Bases 1 to 669 code for a protein of 222 amino acids. The record is from RefSeq and is a predicted model, not a curated record.